This is a messenger RNA of Lytechinus pictus (painted urchin), 1778 nucleotides long. RefSeq lists its product as uncharacterized. Lineage: Eukaryota; Metazoa; Echinodermata; Echinoidea; Temnopleuroida; Toxopneustidae. The coding region runs from base 1 to 969 and encodes 322 amino acids. The record is from RefSeq and is a predicted model, not a curated record. The transcript is spliced from 6 exons.
AUGGGUUCCGCAUGGGUUGGAGGUCUCGUUUCCAUCUGGGUCUUAGCUGGGCCCCAUGUUGGUUCAAGUCACCUCAACUGCAGUACACCAUACGUUCCAAACCACGCCAGAAUCCAGGAUCCUCGCUUGAACUAUCAAUUCAGAGACAGAGUGACUGUGACUUGCGACGCCGACCAAUCUAGCUUUACUCUGCAAUGUCAUAAUAAAGGCUUGUGGAGCGGACCAGACGUAUCUUGCCCAGUGCCUCCACCAUCAGCAUCAAAAGUGCUCUCCUGCAAUGCCCCGGUAGUGCCUCCCUAUGCCACCAUUGGGAAUUUUCGACUAUCCUACAAGCCCGGGGACAGAUUGAAUGUCACGUGUGAUAUAAGGGGAGAACCGGUUACAUUGGAAUGUGAUGAUGGCUUAUGGACAGGACAGAAUGUAGUGUGUGAUUCACCCGCCCCAGCGUGCAAUCCGCCGAACAUUCCUUCGAUCUCAUAUAUUGAAGCUGUUAAACCACGCUACAAGAAUGGAGACCAAGUGAAUAUUACAUGUAACGAUAACUCUGAGCAGUUCGUCUGGGAAUGCCAAGAAGAUGGUUUGUGGCGAGGAAGGUACAUCACAUGUGCAUUCAAUGUAACACCUAUUGCAGGUCCGAACCCAGGACCUCCUGCGCCAAUAAGAAACCCACCAAAGGAAGUCAGUGGCAGAGAGUAUUUUAUCACCGGCCUACUUGUAGUAGCUGUCAUUUUGUUCGUUCUGGUUUUAAUGAGUUUGGCGAUGUUCUUCAUUUUCGUUAGGAAUCGUGGAUACGGCUUGGCAUCACCAUCAAAAGAAGCUCUCAGUGAGAAAGCUCGGGGACCUCUGCCAGAUGUUCCGGAAGGAUAUGCGAAUUAUGUUGCUGGCGAACAAUCACUGUACGUUGAACCUUAUCUCAAACAAAAUGGAGAUCCGAGCCCCAGCUACGAAGUCUACGAAAAGCCUGUUUGAAACAAUUGGCUGACCUUAUCCUCUUGUUGAAAAAUGUACAGAGACAUCAGGCAGAAUUCGAUUCAUGUUUAUCAAUAGAUACGAUAAAGGAAUCCCCAUCACCUUCGGAUUAUUAUGUUAAUACAAUACCUAAUAUGUUAGAAACCUCUGUCAAUACAUUGAAGCAUACUAUUUGAAGCGUGUGGGCUUUUUCAGUCUACAGUAUGUUUCUUGUACAACUUAUGAUUUUUUUUUCCUUAGGAGUAAAGAAUAGGUUUGGUUGAUGUGACAACGUUCGUGUUGGUAAUAACGUAUUGAUCAUCUUUUACGGUAUUAGUAAAAUCAUUAUGAAAUUUUGCUUGAUUUAUUUUCAUUAUUUAAGUUUCGUUAAUGCGUGUUCUCCUUGUAAGGAAAAUUCUUUCAGGUAAAUCCAAUUUUUGAAGGUUUUCUUUUUACAUCUCGCCGUAUGUUAGAAGUUGAUGUGUAUGUUUGUAGCAUCUUAAAAGAAAAUCAAGUGCAAAGUUUACUUAUAUUCUCACGGUAAUUGUCAUAAUAUUCAUGAAGUAUAUUUUUUGUAGUUUGCCAACCUUCUCUCAUUAUCUGUUUAAACAACAUUUUAAAUACUACUUUGAUGUGGAAACAUGUCGUAAUCGAAGACUCUCUGUAUGCCUCUGAAUAUGAAAAUAUGAUAGCACAAACACGAAGUCUCCGGGCUACUAUUGGGAUUUCAUAGAUUAUUUGAUUGACUGUCUGUGUAUUAUAACGAAAAGAUAGGUUUGUAAGAAAAAGAUAUGAAUAUAUUCCAGAAUAAAUAUGAAAUGUAAAUUAGA